AUGGCAAGAUUGACUUUCGAGAAUCUACCUUCUCUUGUUUCCCUUGUUCUUUUCUUUCUGUUACAUUUUUCGCAUCAUGUUGCUUCAGACUCUACUGAUGAAGCAAAUGCUCUUCUCAAAUGGGCAGCCAGUCUUCAAAACCAGGAACAGUUCAACCUAUCUUCAUGGCCUCUGCUUCCAACAAAUGCCACCAAUUCCAAACCAAAAACAAGCCCGUGCACUUGGCUUGGAAUUUAUUGCAACCGUGGAGAAAGGGUCUUUCGAUUAAACUUGACAAAUGCAGGUUUAAACGGUAUGCUUCACGACCUUUCUUUCUCAUCCUUUCCUGAUCUUGAGUUUAUUGAUUUCAGCUACAAUGGACUUUUUGGUACCAUCCCACUUGAAAUCACUCAGCUUUCCAAACUCAGAUAUCUUGAUUUAUCAAAUAAUCAGUUAUCAGGGAUAAUCCCGUCAGGGAUUGGCCUCCUAACAAAUCUUGAAAUCCUGCACUUAGCUGAAAAUCAAUUAAAUGGUUCAAUUCCUGAAGAAAUAGGUCAGUUAAGUUCCCUUAUUGAGCUUUUCUUAUAUAGCAACUAUUUAGACAGUCAUAUUCCUGUUUCACUGUGUAAUUUGACCAAGUUGUCUACAUUACACCUCUAUGAUAAUCAAUUUUCUGGUACUAUUCCUUUGAAAAUGGGAGACCUCACCAAUUUAGUUGAACUUUUCAUGGAUACCAAUAGACUAGAAGGUUCUAUCCCUUUCACUUUUGGAAACUUGACAAAGCUAACUUAUUUGUUCAUGUACCAAAAUCAACUUUCUGGUUCUAUUCCCUCAGAAAUUGGAAACUUGAAGUCUCUCAACUGGCUAAGCCUUUUUGGAAACAAUCUUUCUGGCCCAAUUCCAAAGUCACUAAGUGGUCUGUCAAGCCUCACCCUUCUUCAUCUUUACAGAAAUCAACUCUCCGGCUCCAUUCCUGAAGAGUUAGGAAACUUAAUGUCUAUUUCUGAUCUAGAAUUGGGUGAGAAUCAACUUAAUGGUCCUAUUCCUUCUUCCUUGGGUAAUUUGAGCAAGUUACAAUGGUUAAAUCUCCGUGCUAACCAACUUAGUGGUUCUAUUCCUGCUUCCAUGGGAAAUUUGAGCGAGUUACAACAUUUAAAACUCGGUAGCAACCAACUUAGUGGUUCUAUUCCUGCUUCUUUGAGUAAUCUGAAGACCUUAGAAUUCUUAACAGUCUAUGACAACCACUUAACUGGCCCCAUUUCCUUGGGUAAUCUGAGCAACUUGUUGAUUUUGGAACUCUCUAGCAAUCGGUUUACUUCUUUUUUGCCUCAUAAUAAUUGCAUAAGCGAAUCACUUCAUGUUUUGGAUGCAACAGACAAUAAUUUGAGAGGUCCAAUCCCAGAAAGCUUGAGAAAUUGCAUGAGCUUACUUGGUAUUUCUCUUGGUAGCAACCAACUUAGUGGUUCUAUUCCUGCUUCCAUGGGAAAUUUGAGCGAGUUACGACUUUUAAAACUCGAUAGCAACCAACUUAGUGGUUCUAUUCCUGCUUCUUUGAGUAAUCUGAAGGCCUUAGAAUUCUUAGCAGUCUAUGACAACCACUUAACUGGCCCCAUUUCCUUGGGUAAUCUGAGCAACUUGUUGAUUUUGGAACUCUCUGGCAAUCGGUUUACUUCUUUUUUGCCUCAUAAUAAUUGCAUAAGCGAAUCACUUCAUGUUUUGGAUGCAACAGACAAUAAUUUGAGAGGUCCAAUCCCAGAAAGCUUGAGAAAUUGCAUGAGCUUACUUAUUAUUUCUCUUGGUAGUAACCAACUCGACGGAAACCCAUUUGAGGACUUCGUUGUCAACUCAAAGUUACUAUUCAUGGAUCUAAGUCACAACAAAUUUUCUGGUCAGAUCUCAAGCAUUUGGAAAUGGAGGUCACAAAUACAGGCCAUACGUGUUGCAGGAAACGAUAUUACUGGCAUGAUACCACCUGAGAUUGGAAACUUUAAGCAACUACGUGAACUUGAUCUUUCUUCAAAUCAUAUAUCUGGGAAGAUUCCGAAUGAACUUGGAGAGUUAACGCCUCUGCUGGAGCUAGCUUUGAAUCAAAAUCAACUUUCUGGAGCUAUACCUUCAGAACUUGGAUCUCUGACCAAUCUUGAGUACAUGGACUUGUCCACAAACAGAUUGAGCGAGCCAAUUCCAGAAGAUAUUGGUGACUUGGUGAAACUACACUACUUGAAUUUGAGCCACAACAAGUUGAACAAAGCAAUUCCAAAGCAGCUGGGUGAGUUGGUUCACCUCUCGCAGCUAGAUUUGGGUCAUAACUUGCUGACAGGAAAUAUUCCUAUAGAUUUCGCGAAACUUGAGAGCUUGGAGGAACUGAUUAUCUCUCAUAAUAAUCUCUCUGGUUUCAUCCCCAACGCUUUUGAAGAAAUGCAUGGUUUGUGGAAUAUCGAUAUAUCCUACAACCACUUUCAGGGUCCAAUUCCCAAUAGCAAAGCUUUUCAACAUGCUUCUAUAGAAGCUCUGCGUGGUAACAAAGGAUUGUGCGGCAAUUUUAGUGGCUUGGACCCUUGCUCGGGGCAAAAACAAGUCUCGAAGAAGGGCACUAAAAUUAUGCUUAUAAUUUUACUCCCUGUUUCAGUAACAGGUGCUCUUUUAUGUAUGUUGGUUGUUCUGUUCUUCAGGUUCCAAGCAAGGAAGAGAGGUUCAAAGAGAGAAGUUGAAAUGAAUAGUGAAGGGUUGCUUGCUACAUCAAUUUUUGAUGGAAAAACAUUGUACAAGGAAAUCAUACAAGCAACCGAGAAUUUUCAUGAUAUGCACUGCAUUGGAGAGGGUGGAUUUGGAAAGGUCUAUAAAGCUGAGUUACCAUCAGGAAAUACUUUAGCUGUGAAGAAAUUCCAUUCACUGAAUCAAGGUGAGACAGCAGAUCAGAAAGAGUUUCUGAAUGAGAUAAGAGCAUUAACAGAGAUAAGACAUCGAAAUAUCGUGAAGUUCUACGGCUUUUGCUCGCAUCUAAGACACUCGUUUUUGGUCUAUGAGUACCUGCAGAUGGGCAAUCUGGACACUGUGCUAAGUAAUGAUGAAGCUGCAAGAGAAUUGGAUUGGAAUAAAAGGUUGAAUGUCAUAAAAGGUGUGGCAAAUGCCUUGUCAUACAUGCACCAUGAAUGCUUGACACCAAUUAUUCAGAGAGACAUAUCAAGCAAGAAUGUUCUGCUGGAUUCAGAAUUUGAAGCUCAUGUUUCAGACUUCGGCAUAGCCAAGUUUCUGAACCUAGACUCUUCCAAUCAGUCUAUGCUAGCAGGCACAUAUGGAUAUAUAGCACCAGAGCUUGCCUACACAAUGAAGGUGACUGAAAAAUGCGAUGUCUAUAGCUUUGGAGUGUUGGCGUUGGAAAUCAUCAAUGGAAAGCAUCCAAGUGAUUUAAUCUCUAGAAUUUCAUCACAAUCUGCAGACACUGAGGUAGAGAUGAGCAAUAUGUUGGACCAAAGGUUAUCUCCUCCGACACAUGAAGUUGAAGACAAAUUGGCGUUCACCGUGACUCUGGCAUUCUCAUGCAUACGUAUGAACCCACAGUCCCGGCCGGCUAUGCAGUUUGUUUCUCAGCUCUUGUCAAACUAA
Molecule: messenger RNA, 3585 nt
Organism: Hevea brasiliensis (rubber tree)
Lineage: Eukaryota; Viridiplantae; Streptophyta; Magnoliopsida; Malpighiales; Euphorbiaceae
Product: MDIS1-interacting receptor like kinase 2-like
Exons: 2
Coding region: 1-3585 (1194 amino acids)
Biological process (GO): hormone-mediated signaling pathway; protein phosphorylation
Cellular component (GO): plasma membrane
Molecular function (GO): protein binding; protein kinase activity; ATP binding
Source: RefSeq, a predicted model, not a curated record